AUAUAUAUAAUGCAUGAGGUACGUGUGGUUAAGCUAAGAAUUAGAGGGAGGUCUAGCUAGGGUUGAUGCUAUUACUGAUGGAGACAACGACGCAGCAAGAGCCACAACAGGGAACAGCAGCGGGGGCGGCCGCGACAGCGAUAGAGAACCCAGAAGCCGCGGUAUCGGGCGGUUCGUGGCAGCAGUCGGGAUCAAUCGGGCCAUUUUUCGCAGUGAUCUCGGUUCUCGCUGUUCUUGCCGUGCUUUCGUGCGUGGUGGGGAGGAGCUUCGCCGGCCGGGAAGCGAUUCCGUUGAGGAGAAUUAGUAUGGAGAGUUGCAGGGGCUGUUCCUUAGUUGCGUGGGUAAAGUGCAGGUGGCGCCACCGUCGGUGUGCCUGCGAUGUUGAAGUGGGAGGAGGAGUAAAGAAGGUGACUGCAGCUCCCUGUGAAGUGAAUGCUGAUGGAAUGGAACAUGCCCCUCCUUCUGGUUGAUCCUAGAUUGCAUAUUGCAAGAUUAUUAUAUUAGACUACUCACUUGUAAUAUGUUUGAAAUUUUUUUUCUUUUAUGAUCCAAAAUCUCAAUCUAAGCAAGUCGUUCGGAUC
Molecule: messenger RNA, 581 nt
Organism: Malania oleifera
Lineage: Eukaryota; Viridiplantae; Streptophyta; Magnoliopsida; Santalales; Ximeniaceae
Exons: 1
Coding region: 66-470 (134 amino acids)
Source: RefSeq, a predicted model, not a curated record